This is a messenger RNA of Eutrema salsugineum, 637 nucleotides long. RefSeq names its product classical arabinogalactan protein 5. Bases 73 to 486 code for a protein of 137 amino acids. The record is from RefSeq and is a predicted model, not a curated record. The transcript has a single exon. Lineage: Eukaryota; Viridiplantae; Streptophyta; Magnoliopsida; Brassicales; Brassicaceae.
AAACUUCAUUACUAAUCUCUCUUAAAAGGCUUUUACUUCCUACAACAAAAUAGUCUCACAACUACGAAAACAAUGGCUUCCAAAUCCGUAGUCGUUUUCCUCUUCCUCACUCUCGUGGCCUCCUCCGCCGUUGCUCAAGCUCAAGGACCAGCUCCGACUACUUCUCCCCUUCCCGCCUCUCCUCCACUGGUCCAAUCUCCAAGAGCCGCCGUAUCAGCACCUUCACCCUCAACCAUUCCGCCUCCCCCAGCUCCUACCACCGCUCCGAUUAGUCAACCACCGACUGAUUCUCCCACCACCUCCACCUCUCCACCAGCUCCUCUGACGUCUCUCUCCCCUGCCGGAGCUCCCAGUACAAAUGUUCCCUCUGGACCUGCUCAGUCUAUUUCUCCCAUUCCUGACUCUCCCAACUCCGCUUCAGUGAACAGAAUCGCCGUCGCUGGAAGCUUCGUCGGACUCGCCGUUGUCGCUGCUUCGCUCAUGUAGAGUGCUAUAGAUCCAUCUGAUAGAUUCAGUAGGAGUUUUUUUGGGUUCAUUGUUUGUCCAUUUUCUAUAUUUAGUUUAUUAUGUUAUUUUGGAAUUGAGAGUUGUAUGGACGGUGGAGUUUUUGUAUGAGUUUUAUAGUUUUUUUUUAGAU